Molecule: messenger RNA, 1626 nt
Organism: Chanos chanos (milkfish)
Lineage: Eukaryota; Metazoa; Chordata; Actinopteri; Gonorynchiformes; Chanidae
Gene: msantd2
Product: Myb/SANT DNA binding domain containing 2
Exons: 4
Coding region: 1-1626 (541 amino acids)
Source: RefSeq, a predicted model, not a curated record
AUGGCGGCGCCCAGUAACGCUGAUCAUUCUCCUGAGCUAUCUGUGCCGCUAAAGAUACCUAAAACAGAGGUGCCAUCUCCAGAAUCAGAAGAUUUGAGCGAUAGCAACCAGUAUCAUUCUAAUCCCUCCACACCCAAUAGAUUCUCCCCUCUCAACGUUGGAAUCACAGUUUCAGAGAGCGCAGGCCGAAGUGGAACGGCCUCAGCUUCCAAUAGCUUUACCGCCAGCCGGGGCAUGUCAUGGACCCCGUCCGAAACAAAUGCCUUGAUUGCAGUAUGGGGUAACGAAAGACUGACGGAGGCGCGGAUGCAGCAACUGGAGGUUGCCGGCACUUGUUUUACCGGUAAAGGACCAGGACCAGCCAUGUACGAGAGGGUGUCAAGAGCUCUUGCGGAGCUUGGCUACGAGAGGACUCCAUCCCAGUGCAGGGAAAGGAUGAAGACGCUCCGGCGUUGUUAUAGCCGAGUGAAGGAGCAUGGCAUCGGGAAGAGGAAAAGCAGCUACAAUAUCGAGCAGUUGGAGAAGGUGUUUGGUCAAGGAGGCUGGGACUCACAGACCUGUCAGCCUGUUCUGAUCAACAGCAGUGGCCUGUACCAGGAGAUGGAGUCAGACGGCAGUACUAUGGAGGAUUACUCCCAGGAAGACUGGUGCAACCAGGACUUGUCCUCUGCCUUUCAAGAGGGAGAGAUAGAGGCCGAAGAGAUUCAGCUUCCAAAGAACAGAGUUCUACAGUUGAGACCAGAGCCAACAGAGAAUACUCAGAAACAGAAGGUGAUGCAGAACGUAAUACGGAUCCUGGAAUCUGUGCAAGUUAAAUGGGAACACUUCCAAACGUGGACGGAUUUCUCCCGUUUACACCUGUCCAACAAGCUGGCCAUCUUUGGCGUGGGCUACAACACGCGCUGGAAGGAGGAGAUCCGUUAUCACUACGCCGAGAUUAGCUCCCAGGUGCCUCUGGUGAAGCGCCUACGGGAGUACUUCAACCCAGACAAGGCAGAAGGUCGGAUUAUUAUGACAAAAGUGCAAAAAAUGAACUGGAAAAAUGUGUACUAUAAGUUUCUGGACAUUACCAUUAGCGAAGCAAGGUGCCUGGAGCUACACAUGGAAGUGGACUGGAUCCCUAUUGCUCAGUCCAGGGCUACUGGCUGCAGUAAUGGCUCACAGUACCUUUUGCCUGGGGGCAUCCCCAAAACAUAUGGCCUGUAUGCCAUCGGGUAUGAGGAGGUGGGCGCUCCCAGCACGGGGGAAAAGUCGUCCACGUCGCAAGAGGACGAGGUGAAGAGGAGUCCGAGUCAGUCUGAGUGUUUGGAAAGCGGGGACAGGGCGCCAGCCAAAGUGACUUACUGCUACCUCGGCAUUGCAGAGGAUAGGACCCUACAACAAUGUCUGUUCCAGCAUUUUCAGAGUUCAGGCAAGCACUACAACAGGGGGGAGCCCUCCCCCGUCACCAGGUUCCUGCAGGAAAACUGCACGGGCCAGCCCAAGGAGGACGGCUCUCCAACCACAGCCAUCUACAUCAAGUUCAUCGAGGUGGAGCUGGACUUCCUCUCAGCGGGUUCUUUGGUGGAAUGUUUAGAGACUGCAAUUGGUUAUUCCUUAAAGUACAAUCAGAAGGAUACCUUGUAA